Molecule: messenger RNA, 1368 nt
Organism: Lentinula edodes (shiitake mushroom)
Lineage: Eukaryota; Fungi; Basidiomycota; Agaricomycetes; Agaricales; Omphalotaceae
Exons: 14
Coding region: 1-1368 (455 amino acids)
Biological process (GO): intracellular calcium ion homeostasis; calcium ion transmembrane transport
Cellular component (GO): fungal-type vacuole membrane
Molecular function (GO): calcium:proton antiporter activity
Source: RefSeq, a predicted model, not a curated record
AUGAGUGGGUUUGUGGAUGCCGGGAAAAGUAGAUUGGAACGUUUCGUGACGCGUUUUUUGCGCAAAGGGAGACCUAAGGUUGGCCUCAUUGACAGUCUCAAAGCUGUUGCUCUCUCGUCCUGGGUCAAUAUAUUUAUUCUCAUACUGCCCAUUGCAUGGGCAGCACAUUUUAGCAAUGUCAACAAUGGGCAAAAUGUAUUCACAUUCCCCUCGACUUUUUCACUAUGCUUGCUUGGAAUUAUUCCUUUGGAAAAGCUAUUCGAUUACGGCGGGGAGCAAAUGGCAUUCUAUCUGGGUAGAGAUAUUGGUGAUCUCGUUGUAGUCACAUUGAACAAUGCCGUAGAAGCCACUUUGGCUAUCAUUUUGCUCAGAAGAUGCGAAUUAAAGCUUUUACAAUCCACUAUCAUAGGCGUGGUCAUUCUUCAUCUUCUGCUAAUUCCCGGAACGUCUUUCAUCGUUGGUGGUGCCCGCGUCUUGCAUCAGGAUUUGCAUCCUCACCUAACACAAGUUAAUCAUUCGCUACUUGUUAUGGGAGUACUCUCCUUGCUCCUCCCUGCCGCCGUUUUCACCGCUUUGGAUCGUGGAGCGGAGGCGUUAGCCGAUAAUCCUUCGUAUAUUGUCAACGAUACCACUCGUGAUACUUUCUUAGUGGUCAGUCGUGGUCUCGCCGUUAUCCUGCUCGCAGUGUACGUGGCUUCUCGUGUGUAUCUGCACGAUCCUCCUGGCGAACACGACACUCUCGCUGAACAUCCCGAUGCUCCCCUUGCAUUGCUCGACGAGGAGGAACACUUAAUACAUGGUGAGCCUGAAGUCAAUCAAUGGGUCUGUCUUGGUAUGCUUGCUGUAACCAUCGCGCUCAUGGCGGCUACCGCUGAAUGGUUGGUGGACAGCAUCGAAUUUGUACGCGAGGAUAGGGGUAUUCGAGAAGAGUGGUUUGGUCUAGUAUUAUUGCCAAUCGUAUCAUUCGCGGCCGAUGGAUUUGUAGCGAUCGCAUAUUUCUUGCGGUACAUUUGCGAACAUCUUCUCGGAAGGAAGACGCCCCCAGCGACUCUGGCCAAAGCUCGUGCAAUUGAUCUUUCCAUACAAUUCAUACUAUUUUGGAUGCCCUUCAUCGUAAUAUUAGGAUGGUGGACAAAUAAACCAAUGUCACUUCUGUUUGAUGUAUUUGAAGUGGCGGUCUUGAUUGGCGCGAUGUUCUUGGUUAAUUAUGUAACAGCGGACGCCAAAACGAAUUGGCUGGAAGGAUUCGCUAUGGUAUCGUUUUACUCAAUGAUUGCGUUGACCACUUGGUUUUACGAUGGCCAAAUAGAAAUCAGCGAAAUGCUGAACGCUGGUGGCUGUUUCAUCGUCGAAUCCUCGGUGGAGUAA